AUGUUUGGCAUGCGCGCGUGGCCCACCCCCUUCCUCCGCCCCAUGUGGCCCUUCAUGGUCGGCGCCGGCAUGACCUUCUACCUCGUCAACGCCGCACAGAACGCCAUGCUCCAGAGCGACGAGUUCAAGAACUCGCCCAAGAACCCUCACCGCAUCUCGUCCACCCCCGCCGCGCACUAA
Messenger RNA from Rhodotorula toruloides NP11, 180 nucleotides. RefSeq names its product F-type H+-transporting ATPase subunit j. The coding region runs from base 1 to 180 and encodes 59 amino acids. The record is from RefSeq and is a predicted model, not a curated record. The transcript is spliced from 4 exons. NCBI's taxonomy places the organism in Eukaryota, Fungi, Basidiomycota, Microbotryomycetes, Sporidiobolales, Sporidiobolaceae. Gene Ontology annotation, molecular function: proton transmembrane transporter activity. Gene Ontology annotation, biological process: proton motive force-driven ATP synthesis.